This is a messenger RNA of Caenorhabditis auriculariae, 286 nucleotides long. The record is from the annotation of a GenBank genome assembly. Lineage: Eukaryota; Metazoa; Nematoda; Chromadorea; Rhabditida; Rhabditidae.
AUGAAGCGCCGCAUAAUCGCGAAAACAGCGCCAGAUCCUCUCUCUUCAGCGAAACUUGAGGUUCCAAUUCCGAAUCCAAACAAAUAUAAAAUCAAUGGCAAAGAAAGGUAGAAUGCGACGAGGCGGUGCAGAACAAGAGGCGAUGCGGCAGCAACUCACUGCAUUGUGGCAGCUGACGACAUUUCACCCGCCGAAGAAGCUGGAAACAGAGACGCCCCAGAGCAGAGAAGCACGGCAAUCCGAGGGAAUCCAGCCUCGAGCCUCGCCGAGCGCAACGAGCAAGUAG